UGAUUGGAUGCUGACUGCUUGUCAGGAAGAAAGGAGUGUUGUGUUGAGGCCGAAAGCAGGACCACAAGCAAUAAUUAUACAAUAUUGGGUAAUUUGUUAAUAAAUGGUGGAGGUGCAGGAUCCCUUCGGUCAGACCAGACACACCGCUGUUUCUCUCCCCACUGCGUCGCUCAUUAUGGUCAUAGUGUUCCAAAACUGCCGCUGCUUUAACUACACAUGAUGGGGGUGCCGUGCGGCGACACAGACUGGAGCUUAUCUUAGCUCUUUAUCCUUCCUAUAGCACACAACACGAUCCAGCUUUUGGUUCCGGUAACCUGAAGCUGUCGAACCUAGGAAACACUGAUACAUGGAGCAGCACAGAGUGGAGCCACCAUGUCGCCUGCUUGAAAACAGAUCCGGUGCUGAAACUGUAUAGCGGCUUUUAGAAGCUGGUUUCCGUUUUCUCGAAAAUCAACCUGUUCAACCCUCUGCAUCAGUAAAAAUGUUACAAUGGGAGAAAAAAUGUGAGAAAUCAAGUGGACAAAAAAUGCUCCACAGAGGUCAAAUUACCUCUCAACACUGACUUCAAUUCAGAAGAUGCUGGGAAUAUUUCGUGGACGAAGGAAGUUCCUGGCAGCCUCUCUUGUCUUGCUUUUCAUCCCCACACUCACUUGGCUUUACCUGUCAAUUGGAAAUUUUCAAGUAAAGCCCCUACGCCUAUCUUCAUUGGAAGCACAGUCACCUCCACCACUGGGUUACACUAAUGCACGGCUGGCCUUGGAGCUGAGGAUCCGAGCGGUGGAAGAGGAAAACAGGGCCCUGCGCCAGGAGCUCAGUCAUCCUCUCAGGAACUCGUCUGCUUCCUAUACAAACAUCACAAGCAAAGGAAACCAAAGCCGAACUCAUUUGGAAAAAGGCACCAGUAAUAAUGAUGGACAAAAGAAUGUUGCUGUGGGGAACAACUCCAACUGUUUACAACAUCAGUUAGUGGAUAAGUGUGAGACUAUCCAUGUGGCCAUUGUAUGUGCAGGUUACAACGCAAGUCGAGAUGUUGUAACAUUGGUGAAAUCAGUCCUUUUCCACAGACGGAAUGCUCUUCAUUUCCAUUUCAUCACAGACUCUAUUGCAAAGCAGAUUCUCUCCUAUUUGUUUCAUUCUUGGAUGGUCCCUGCUGUCAGGGUGAACUUCUAUGAUGCAGAUGAGCUUAAGUCUGAAGUUUCAUGGAUACCUAAUAAACAUUACUCUGGUAUCUACGGACUAAUGAAACUGGUGCUCACCAAGACGCUGCCCAUGAAUCUGCACAGGGUCAUUGUUCUUGACACAGAUAUCACUUUUGCCACUGACAUUGCUGAGCUCUGGGCUGUCUUUCACAAGUUUAAAGGUCAGCAGGUUCUGGGUCUAGUAGAGAACCAGAGUGACUGGUAUCUGGGAAAUCUCUGGAAGAACCAUCGACCCUGGCCAGCACUAGGUAGAGGUUUCAACACUGGGGUUAUUUUACUUCUCCUGGAUCGGUUACGGAAGGUCAGAUGGGAGCAGAUGUGGAGACUGACUGCAGAAAGAGAACUAAUGAGCAUGCUGUCCACCUCAUUGGCAGACCAGGACAUCUUUAAUGCAGUGAUCAAGCAGAACCCUUUCCUUGUUUACCAGCUGCCCUGCUAUUGGAAUGUUCAACUGUCAGACCACACUCGCUCUGAAAAAUGCUACAAAGAUGUAUCAGACCUGAAGGUGAUCCAUUGGAACUCCCCUAAGAAGCUACGAGUCAAAAAUAAGCAUGUUGAGUUCUUUCGAAAUCUUUAUCUUACUUUUCUGGAGUAUGACGGUAAUCUGCUGCGACGGGAGCUGUUUGGCUGUCCAAGCGAGGCUGACCCCAACAGUGAAAAUCUACAAAAGACUCUUUCAGAGCUUGAUGAAGAUGACCCCUGUUAUGAGUUUCGGCGAGAGAGAUUUACAGUUCAUCGAACGCAUCUUUACUUUCUCCACUAUGAGUAUGAGUCCAGUUCUGACCAAAGUGAUGUCACUCUUGUUGCACAGCUAUCUAUGGACAGGCUCCAGAUGUUAGAGGCUAUCUGUAAGCACUGGGAAGGCCCCAUCAGUUUGGCCCUAUACCUUUCAGAUGCUGAGGCACAGCAGUUCCUGCGAUAUGCACAGGGAUCUGAGGUGCUGAUGGGCCGCGGAAAUGUAGGUUACCAUGUAGUCUACAAAGAGGGGCAAUUCUAUCCAGUCAAUCUCCUGCGAAACGUGGCCAUGCAGCAAGUCAACACAAACUAUAUGUUCCUAUCAGACAUUGAUUUCCUCCCCAUGUAUGGCCUCUAUGAGUAUCUCAGGAAAUCAGUGGUGCUGCUUGACAUGGCCAACAACAAAAAAGCCCUAGUAGUUCCAGCUUUUGAGACUCUGCGAUAUCGCCUCUCCUUCCCAAAGUCUAAGGCAGAAUUACUCUCCCAGCUGGACAUGGGCACACUCUUCACUUUUAGAUACCACGUGUGGACCAAAGGCCAUGCGCCAACUAACUUUGCCAAAUGGCGGACAGCCACUACACCUUACAAAGUGCUGUGGGAGGCCGACUUUGAGCCCUAUGUGAUGGUGAAGAAAGACAGUCCUGAGUAUGACCGCCGUUUUGUGGGCUUUGGCUGGAACAAGGUGGCUCAUAUCAUGGAGCUUGAUGCACAGGAGUAUGAGUUUGUGGUCCUGCCAAAUGCCUAUAUGAUCCAUAUGCCCCAUGCUCCCAGCUUCGACAUCACAAAGUUUCGCUCUAAUAAGCAGUACCGGGUCUGCCUUAAGACCCUGAAGGAGGAGUUCCAGCAGAACAUGUCUCGUCGCUUUGGCUUUGCUGCUCUUAAGUACAUGACAGCUGAAAAUAACAGCUAGUCAGCACUACAAGCCCAAUGUCCUCUGGAGCAAAACUACUCAAAAUGUUCAUGGGGUAGGAAAGUUAAACACACAAUUGAAUUACUUAAAUGGGGCCCUUUGGAUUUUGUAAGACUUCAGACCCUGAGAUCUAAAAGAAUAUUUUAGCCUGAGCAACCUGACAUCAUAUUUUAUCAUUUUGUGUGAGUAGAAGUGAUGAUAUUGAGGAUUGAGCACUGAUAAUAGCUCUUUUGACGUGACAGACUGUGUGGGCCAACUGUGCAGUCCAUCAUGCACUCAGAAAGAAGAGGAGAGAAUUAAUGUCUUAUCACAUUUCUAAGACCACUGACAGAUUUUGUGGCUGUAAAGUGAUAUUGUGAGUGUGUGUAUCUUUCCUUCAGGACAGAGCUUAGGAAGAGCCGUGGAAAGAGAGGAGUUGAAGAAACCACCACGGUUUAACUGAUAGAAGGCCAGAUAAAGCAAAGCAGGAAAUAUGUCCUGAUCUAUGUAUAUCAGAAAUCUCUGGAGGUUUUUUCUCUCAUUUUGAAUCAGACAUUUCUUCCCUUCACCAUGCUGUGAGGCGCCGCCAUUAUAAACCGGGGUAGGAUAUUUUAAGAUGGCCGUGUUAUGGUUUUAGCUUACUUGGUCAUUGCCUUCCUGUGCAUUUUUGCUCAAACAAGUUUUUGUUUCCAGCACAGUCUAGUCUUGCUCCCCUUGACUUGAACCUGGUCGAUUUUUGACUAGAGUCAAACAGAAGAAGUUCACCACAAAAUCAAUAACGUUGAUUUUCGGUGAUGUUUUAUAAUUGUAGUUUUAGCAAUGGCAGCAGAAGAAGUGAAGAAAGCCGUUUAGUCCAUAUUGGCCACAAUUCCGAAUACUGAAUGAACAUUAACAGCCGAAUCAUUCGGAUCGGUACGUCAAUGGUUGUUGCUGGCAAUUUCUGGUUAGCUUCUUAGUGUCAAACAGAGAGCAUUACAUACACAGCCGUUAGCAAUUGGAUGAAAUUUAAAACCUUAGCACAGGGUUGCCUCCAGGAAGCAAUCAUUUCCCCAGCUCAGCUGAAUGCAUUGAAACCAACAUGAUGUAUGAGCCAAAACAUGUUGCAUUUUUUCCUGCUUGCAUUAAUGUAAUGAUAAUCAUGGCCUCAUUUCAACUAAAGAUGAGAUGUGGGUUUGGAAUUUUGUUAUUUAAAAAAUAUUUCAAAAAGUGGAAGGUUAUUUGAGGAACCAAUGUUUUUUUGUCUUUUAAAUCAUAUAUUCCCCUGGCUUCUGCUUUCCUACAGGGAGAAGUGAAAAUCAGAAUAAAAGUCUUUAGUGUCCAGCUUUUGAAAUCAUGGUUAUGACUAAGACACAAAUAACUGGAACAUUAGCACAACAGUAGAACUGGAUUUAUACUGUUAAAGAUUUAUCACAUGAUGCAAUCUGACAUUUAGAGUAUGGUCAGUGCACAAUUUUUGGUGAAGAUUACAACGAGGUUAAAUUAUUUUAUGUAAUAAAUCCACCCAUCACACUUAUCUAGAGUGUCUUUCCUAACAAUUGUUGCGCAAUACCCCCCACCCCCUCUCUAUUCCCUCACUCUGUACUUCCUCUUCUGAGAGGUGAGAUGUGCUACCAGCUCUCCAUCUAACAGAUGAAUUGACUUUCCUAAAUCUGCUGGGAUUUACCCUGUCCAGAACUGAAGUAAACUGUGUUUAAAGUUGGCAUCGAGAAACGAUUCGCCUGGUUUCUGACGACCUCCAUCCAGGUGUCCCACCCUUCUCCCCCCUGUGAAUUAGCCAGACUGAGCAGCCUGCAGCCAACUAGUUUCACAGAGCUCAACUGGAGGAGGUUGAUAAACGAAGGCAGGGAUCUCUGUUGGUCUGAUGAGCUUUCGUCUCUGCAUGGAUGGUGAGGUCACACAAGACUUGGGUGCUGGCAGGAAGAGUACUGACUUAGAGCGGCAGGUCUUGGGUCUUAGGAUGACUUUCUCGUGUGUAACGUUCCUCAGCUUCUUGUCUUGCGGCUCUGAAGCUCCCUUCACCUUGUCUCACAAUCUUUCUGGUCCGUUGAAAUGUAGACGAGCCGACCUCAUGGGAGGAAGGCACCAGUUCUUCUUCUUUGCCUUUGUUCUCAUAUCCAUCUUUGUCUCAGAGACAUUAUGUCCUGAUGUUUGUUCUAAUGAACCAGGGUUGCUCAACGGUCCUCCUAUGUCUGUUGUCUGCACAACCUUUUCUUUGAAAAGUUUAAGUUGUUCAACAAUCUGUUUCCAAUUAAGGUACUGGUCAUCUCUGCUCUCCUGUUAGUUCCCAUUUUUUCCCUAACCUUUCACCUUCCAUCUACCUUGAACACAACAUCAAUGAUCUUUAAUUGCAGUUACACCUUUUAUACCGUUUGAAGUUCAAUGUCACAAUCACAUUUAUAACUUCUUUACCUUCUCUGAUUUAUCAUUUAUUUAUAAUUUUAUGAUAAUCAUAACUUAUUAGUUACUCUUAUUAUAAUCUUAACGUGAGUUAUUACAGAUGUUUUCUGAAAAGAAACCAAGAAUAUUCCAUGAUUCUAAUUAUUUGAUACCAAAGUUACAGUAACUUGUUUUACUUGUAAGUGUACGUGCAAGUAUUCUUACAAGUAUAUUAAUAUAAUUAACAUUAAUAUGAGUCUGAGUAAAAUAUAAUAAACUGAUUAAACAUUGUAAGAUUAACAUUAAAUAAACUUCUAAUAAAAGUAACAUACUGUGAAUGAUUAUUUUAUUCCACAGUAUAUAAUAUAAUAUCUAUAUCAGGGGUCACCAACGCGGUGCCUGCGGGAAACUGGUCGCUCGAGGGGACCUUGUCAGUCACCUGAGGAGCAGGUUCUAAAAAUAGCCUUUGUCAUUAGGGAGCACUGCCAAAAAAUUAUUUAAUUUAAUCCUUUUACAUUUGUUAGAAUGGCGCUUAGCGGCUGGUUUACAGAGGAGUCUUGAGGCAGAGAAAUAGUGCAGACCAACCAGGUGUUUAUUCUCCAACACAAACAAUCUUGACAAAACAACCAAAUCUUCAACAUAAUAAUAACACUCUUCAUUUUUAAGCAGCCAUUUCAUUUCUAAAAUACCUUUCUUUAAAUAUAAAUCCAAUCAUUACACUUCUAAAAUGCACAGUUCCAUCGCUCCCCCUCUUCCAUCUGCAUUUGGUCUCUUCGGAACCUUUAUAAGGUGUUCAGGCCCCUGGGGAAUCUUAGCCUGAACACCCUGCAGAGGAAGAGACGGAGGUAAGCCAAAUCUACACAAACAUUUCAUUGUAUUUCAAACAGUUACAAGACCCAUCCAUUUGUUUGUGUGUUUUUAUGCAGUGGCUUCUCAACUGGAACUGAUGGUGUCCUGUUAAAAUAAAACAAACAAUAAAAUUCUUCAAUCUGUAUCUGUCUCUUAUCAUUCAACCCCUUUUAAGUGUUUUCAUACAAGUAAUGAAGACCUUCAUUACAACAUUGAAGUAAUAACAUUUGUAUAUAUUUAGAGUUUUAACAAAGGAAAUGAUAAAAACGUUUAAAAUAAAUUGCUUUAUUUAUAAAACUCUUUCCUAUGGUUAAAGUUCAGAACUACGCGCAGACGCCUGCAGGAUUUUAUCGGAGGGCAGCCGCGCCUGCAGCUGUACAGCUGUACAUACUCCGCGUACCUUGAGACCUUCCUUUAAGUGAAAAAAGAAAAAAAUAAUUUCUGGAAUUUUUAUUAUUUAACCCUCUUUACUAUUAACAAAAUAGUGGAGAAAAAAGAUCUUUUGUGCCAAAACAUCUUGUAUGAAGUGCACAUCUGUGAGUCUCUGGGGAUGAGCACCCAAAGCCUAAACCUUUUUGAUCAGUUUACUUUUAUUUGCCGGCUUGGCGCUUUUUCUGUUAGAUAAAAAUGAAUGACAGGAGUUUGAACCUCUCGUUGGUCUAAGCGGUCGUUUGGAUCCCAACAGAUCUUUUUACCAUGUGCGGUUCUGGUGGGUCGUCAGUUUAUGAACUUCUUUGAAGUUUCCCGAACUGGAGAGCUGAUGGGUCAUCUGUCGGCUGACAUCCUCCGCUUUUCCUGAGCGUCACGCUAAGACUGCGGGUUAAACAAUUUAAUGUAGUUGAAUUUAAUCUAUCAAAAGUAGAGUAGAAAUUAAGCAAAUGAAGCCUAGGCGAAAAUUCAAGCUGGGAGACAAAACACAGCCGUCCCACAUCAGACACUCAACACGCCCCCGCUGCAGCCAAUCGGGACAGGUGCGCCGCACCGCUUCAGCCAAUCGUCGUUCACGGAUCCCUUCAAAGGACAAGCUUCCCCGGAUCUUCUCGCUCGUCAGCCGUGCUUCGAUUUCACGUAUGCGCUUUCCAACCUCUCCCACAUUCAGUCAGCUAGUCAGCUGCCUCCCGUCCGCCAGCAAUACCGGUCCUUCAGUCCCUAAUUCAGCUCGCAGAAGCACCUUCCGAUCAUCUUCGCCCUCUUUCAGAACCAGAUACAGGGAGUGUCCCUCACCUGCCGGCUGCGCUCCUGUCGACUCCCAGUCAUUCCUCACCGAUCUAACCACCCCAUCAAGCCUGCAUUCGGCCUCCAUUGAUGUCUUUCCCUCAUUGAUGACGCAGGCGGCCUCUGGCAUCCGCCUGGUUCCCCGCUCCGGCUCACCAUCGUCAGCUGCUACGCCUCACUGGUGCUGUCAACCUGCAGCCAAGCGCUGGUUGUCUCCACGAUCCGCCGUGGCUCCAUUGACGCACGUCGGCUCUUCCUCCUCGUCCCAUCAUGGACUCGAUCCGUUGCCCCAUCUUCUCUACCAGUCCACCUCCAGGAGAAAACCGAAAUCAGACCGCUACGCUCACCUCCGCGUAUCUCAGCUCGCAGCUGACUCUUCAGCCCCAUCAACCGGGAACUUCGUUUACGCCCAUCGGGCGUCGUCUAGGUAAGACGUACCCACUGCUGAUUCGUUCAUUUGAUAUGCAUCAUGUCACCGUCAGCGCACCAGUACCUUUAAUUCAGUUUAUCUCGCCUCCUAUUGCUGGUCAGUCGGCAUCUUCAGGGUCUCGAGUAGCUCAAUUAGUUAGAAGAGCCGGGGUUCUCACGGCCCCGCCAUUUAAUGGCGGACGCUCUUUGUCAACCUCAUUCCGUUAUUUCCCCGCUCAGGCCGCCGUAGCCCUCUCUUUCCUCUGUUGCUUAGCUCGCUCCAAAUUCUGUCAGAAGUCCCAGUUUGUAUCUCAGCACAUUCUGCCCUCCAGCCCAGCUGCGCUGGUCUCCUAAUCACAGCACCAUAUUUCUUUAAGCUUUUUCACUAAUAGAGAGGAUUCUCUUAAAGCUACACAUGAAACGCACCUGAAAACAAACGAGUUUGGUGCAAUCUUUUAUUUACAAAUUCCUCUUUUAUUGGAGGGAGAGAGAAA
Gambusia affinis (western mosquitofish) is the source of this 8165-nucleotide messenger RNA. It is a transcript of the gene large1, whose product is annotated as LARGE xylosyl- and glucuronyltransferase 1. The coding region runs from base 577 to 2844 and encodes 755 amino acids. The transcript has 15 exons. Gene Ontology annotation, molecular function: xylosyltransferase activity; glucuronosyltransferase activity. Gene Ontology annotation, biological process: protein O-linked glycosylation via mannose. The record is from RefSeq and is a predicted model, not a curated record. Lineage: Eukaryota; Metazoa; Chordata; Actinopteri; Cyprinodontiformes; Poeciliidae.